CGGGGGCGAGGCGGCCGGGGGCUUCCGGCGGGCAGGCGGGCGGUGCGGCAGGGUCCGCGCUUCCCCCCCGCCAUGGAGCCGGGCAGCGUGGAGAACCUGGCUGUGGUGUACCGCAGCCGCGACUUCCUGGUGGUCAGCAAGCACUGGGACGUGCGCAUCGACAGCCGGGCGUGGCGCGACACCCUGACCGUGCAGAAGCAGCUGCGGCACCGCUUCCCCGAGCUGGCCGACCCGGACACCUUCUACGGGUUCCGGUUCUGCCACCAGCUGGACUUCUCCACCAGCGGCGCGCUCUGCGUGGCCCUCAACAAGGCGGCCGCGGCCAGCGCGUACCGGUGCUUCAAGGAGCGGCGAGUCACCAAGGCCUACCUGGCUCUGGUGCGGGGACACAUCCGGGACAGCCAGGUGACCAUCAGCUGUGCCAUCGGCAGGAGCAGCACCGAGGGCCGGGCGCAUACCAUGUGCAUCGAGGGCACCGAGGGCUGCGAAAACCCGAAACCCAGCCUCACAGAGCUGGUAGUCUUGGAGCACGGGCUGUAUGCAGGUGACCCAGUUUCCAAGGUGCUGCUGCAGCCCCUCACAGGCCGAACACACCAGCUGCGGGUGCACUGCAGUGCUCUGGGCCACCCCAUCGUGGGCGACCUGACCUAUGGGCAGCCAGCAGGCCACGAGGAGCGUCCUUUCCGCAUGAUGCUGCACGCCUUCUACCUGCGCAUCCCCACGCCCACCGAGCGCGUGGAGGCCUGCACGCCUGACCCCUUCCUGCCCGCCCUCGAUUCCUGCUGGCACCCCCACACGCUCGUGCAGUCGCUGGACUCGCUGGUCGAGGCCCUGCGGGCUGCCCCUGACCCCGAGCCCACAGACGAGGGCACCCGGCCAGGCCAGCCCUCACCACCCCCUGCCAGGGCCCCGGAGACCGAAGAGCAGCGAGCGUCGCGCCUGCAGUGGCUUGCUGAGUGGACACUGGAGCCGGACAACUGAGUGUGUGCCAGGGUUGUGUGGGAAGCUGCGAAUCACUGCCCGGAACCCACCCCAGGCGGGACCCACUCAUCAGCCUUAGAGUGAGGCCCGGUGACUGCAGAGGGGCGGGCCGGCCAGCAGAGGGAGCCCGGCGGCCGGCUGUGGGCUUCCCGGCCCGCCUCUCUCUGGGAAACCAGUCCUGGAGCUGUCCAGGUCACCUUGGGGGAGGCAAGCUGGGACCCCACCUGUUCUGGCUCAGCUUGGGGCUCUGGCGCUCACACGUGGCUUCUCCAGGUGGUC
Molecule: messenger RNA, 1260 nt
Organism: Sorex fumeus (smoky shrew)
Lineage: Eukaryota; Metazoa; Chordata; Mammalia; Eulipotyphla; Soricidae
Gene: RPUSD1
Product: RNA pseudouridine synthase domain containing 1
Exons: 5
Coding region: 73-981 (302 amino acids)
Biological process (GO): pseudouridine synthesis
Molecular function (GO): pseudouridine synthase activity; RNA binding
Source: RefSeq, a predicted model, not a curated record